UGUUGAGUCGCGCGCUUCCAUGACAACCACCAAAAACCCAAACAAUUUCAAUUUGUUAUUUUUUUUUCACCUCCAGACUAAAAAUGUAUUCAAUAUCGAAAAUGGAUUCAUAUGAUGAGGUUCAUGACGUGAAAAAUGGAAGAAACAUUGCAACGCCACCUGAUAAUUCAGAGGAAUUGGAUUUAGAUGUGAGUAGUGCCGUAAAAUUUAUUCAAAGUGAGGAUGAGGAACGGGAAGAUGAAAGGAAUUUCAUCCCAAUCGAGCGACCAUUGCAGAUGGAUAACAAGCCAAGGCUUGAAAAAGUUGAUUCGCUUAUCAAAAAACCUUUUCGGAAGUUAAACAUUGACAGUAUUGAGGAUACAAACAAUUCGACAGAUUCAAGCAGCAAGUCAGACGAUGAUGAUGAAGAUGGUCCUCAAUACUUAAAGAGUCAUCCAAAUGAAUCAGGAGUUAUGUCAGACAAGCUAAUGCCACCGAAAUUUGAAUUCAAUUUGAAGCAAUUUGAAAAUUUGGAUUCAUCAUUUCCAGCUGAGUUAAAGGAAAUUAUGCAGUACAUUCCAAAAUAUACACCACAAAGUAUUGACAUUGAUUACAAACUUCAGGUCUUUAUACCCGAUUUCAUACCAAGUGUUGGUGAUACAGAUUGCUUUUUAAAAAUAGUCACUCCAAAUUCAAUGAAGUCAAUCGAGAAUGUUCAGUUGAAUGACAUCAAUCGACUUGGAUUGAUUGUGCUUGACGAGCCUGGUGAACAAAGCGAGGAAGCUCUUCUACAAAUCAAGUUACGUUCAAUAUUCGCAAAACCGUUAGCAGCACCAUCAGCUUUAGCAAAGUCACCAAAAGACAUUGACAAAUGGAUCCAUGAAAUAUCCUCGCUACAUGCAAAUCGUAUUCAUGAUAAUUUCAUGCAACAGCAACAGACACAAAUAAAUAUUGACAAUUUGAUGAGCGAAUGGCCAAAUGCUGUUGAAAAGAAGAUCGAAGCCUGCUAUCCUACAUCUAAUCUAGACUGUUCGCUUAGUGAUUAUGUGCGAAUUAUAUGCAAUUUGGUUGACAUCCCUAUUGAUAAUGUGGAAAAUCAUUAUGACUAUAUAAGAGCACUAAAUGUGUUUUUCAAUUUGUUUAUUGCUAUAAGAAAUGAGAAGUAA
Messenger RNA from Chironomus riparius, 1145 nucleotides. NCBI's taxonomy places the organism in Eukaryota, Metazoa, Arthropoda, Insecta, Diptera, Chironomidae. The record is from the annotation of a GenBank genome assembly.